AGUAGUAGUUGUAGUGUGUAUGGGGAAAGGUGUGCAAGCUACUAAAACUUACAGCCAUGGCCGGGAAGAAGAAAGAGAUCACCUUGCAGGUUUCUGUUAAUAAUCAAGAACAUUGGGAGGAGGUUAUGGCUUCCAAAGGACUCAUUGUGGUGGAUGUUUAUCAAGCUUGGUGUGGUUCAUGCAAAACAGUAGUCAGCUUGUUCAGAAAAAUCAAAAAUGAACUGGGAGAUGACCUUCUUCAAUUUGCAGUGGCAGAAGCUGAUAGCAUUGAUUCUCUUGAUAAAUACAGAGGAAAAUGUGAGCCUACCUUUCUCUUCCUAGCGGGAGGAGAACUGGUUGCCGUGGUGAGGGGAGCCAAUGCCCCAUUACUUCAGAAAACCAUUCUAGAACAAUUGGAGGCAGAGAAGAAAGUCUUGCAAGGCUCAGAACGGCAUGUGAUAAAAGAUGAGGGUCUUCUGGAAGAGGAAGAAGAGGUAUCCCCUCUUCCGGCUCAGGCUGAAGAUGAAGAGUUAGUUCCUGCUGGAAAAUCGUAUACAGUAGCCAUUAUUAAACCAGAUGCUGUUGCUCAUGGGAAGGCAGAUGAAAUCAUCAUGAAGAUUCAAGAAGCUGGAUUUGAAAUACUGGCAAAUGAAGAACGGACUAUGACAGAAUCUGAAGCCAGAGACUUUUAUCAGCACAGAGCUGGAGAGGAGAAAUUCCAGGAGCUGAUACAGUUCAUGUCUAGCGGUCCAUGUCAUGUUCUCAUCAUCUCUAAAUCAGGAGAAGAUGAAGAUGUGAUUCCAACUUGGAGAGAGUUUAUUGGCCCAACUGAUGUUGAAAUUGCCAAGAAGGAAAAACCAGAAAGUCUGCGAGCUCAGUAUGGCACAGAGGUCCUCUAUAAUGCUGUACAUGGAAGCAAUGACCGGGAACAAGCCAGCAGGGAGCUGGCCUUCUUUUUCCCAAAUUUCAAAGUCUCACAUCAAGAUACAGCAGAGUCCACUUCUAGGAACCCAGAAAAGACGUUAGCUUUGAUAAGACCAGAGACCCUGAAAGACAGAAAAGAUGAAGUUUUGCAGAGCAUUCGAGAUGCUGGUUUCUCUAUAGCACUGCAGAAAGAAGUCAUGCUGAAUGAGCAACAAGUUGAGGAGUUCUACAAAGAGCAUGUUGGCAAGGACUAUUACCCAGCCCUUUUGAAACAGAUGACCAGUGGCCCCACAUUAGCCCUGGCAUUGGUAAAAGACAACGCAGUAAGUCACUGGAGGAAUAUUCUGGGACCUGUCAGUUUGGAGAAGGCAUUGAAUGAAGCACCUGACAGUUUGCGAGCUCGGUUUUCCCCUAGAGAUAGCGAGAUUAACCAACUUCAUGGCAGUUCAUCACCAGAAGAGGCUGAGAAGGAAAUUAACUUUUUCUUUCCCGUGGAACAUACUCUGGCUGCCAUUAAACCUGAUGCACUGGAAGAACACAAAGAUGAAAUCUUGGAGAGAAUCCAAGGGGCAGGAUUUACGAUCUCCCAAGUCAAAGAGACAAAACUAAGCCAAGAGAUGGCCGCAGAAUUUUACAAAGAACACAAGGGGAAAGAGUUUUAUGAACAGCUUGUUGACUACAUGUGCAGAGGCACCUGUUUAAUGAUGGUCCUUACCAAGGAAAAUGCAGUACAAGAAUGGAGGUCAUUGAUGGGACCUACAGACCCCACUGAGGCACAAAUGUCUGCUCCUGAUUCUCUGAGAAGUAAAUUUGCAAAAAGUGUAUUGCAGAAUGCUGUCCACGGCUCAUCCAACCAGGACCAUGCCACGGAAAAGAUCAAAUUCAUAUUUGGGGAUAUUGACUUGGAGAGGACCAUGAAUGACUCUGUUACAAAAACAAUACUUGAGGAGCCUGAAGGUGAUGCCAACCAAAAUGAGGACAAUGACCCCAACCAAAAUGAGGACAAUGCCAACCAAACCGAGGAACACACAGGUUCUGCAGAAGAAGCAGAGACUGAACAAGAAAACUCUUAACAUCUGGACAUGUGGGCAGUUUGUAUUCAAUCUGAGAACUUGCCUUUGCUGUGAACCUCUAAACCAUGCAAGUGACUGAGAAUGCAUGACUAUAAAUAAUUACUAGUUACUCUGUAGUAGCACUUAUUCCGGAGCUUCACAACAUCCGUACAGCAGACGUUUCUAUUUAUUUAUUUUUUGAUGUUCAGAGGAGAGCCACAUAUAAGAUAUAAGCAUACUUGGCAAGAGAGGCCUCAUGGUAGAGUGGCUGUUACAGUGCAUUCAGAAAGUAAUUAUACCACUUCAUUGGUUCACAUUUUUAUGUUAGAGUCUGUGCUUCAAUUGUUUAAUUUUUCUUUUCCCCAUCAAUCUACACUCAAUACACCAUAGUGACACUGCAAGAAAACAAGCAAACAGAUUUUUGACACCAUUACAAAUAUUCUAAACAGAAAAAAAAACGGAAAUACCACCUUGACAUAACUACACAGACCCUUAACUGGUUGAUGCACCUUUGGUGGCGAUUACAGCUUCAGGCCUUUUUGGGUAUGAUGGCUAAAGCUUUGCCCACCUGGUUUUAGGUAGUUCUACCAUUCAUCUCUGCAGUUCCUCUCAAGCUCCUCUGAUUUUCAGG
Messenger RNA from Pelobates fuscus (common spadefoot toad), 2586 nucleotides. RefSeq names its product NME/NM23 family member 9 (gene NME9). Gene Ontology annotation, molecular function: nucleoside diphosphate kinase activity. The transcript has 17 exons. NCBI's taxonomy places the organism in Eukaryota, Metazoa, Chordata, Amphibia, Anura, Pelobatidae. The record is from RefSeq and is a predicted model, not a curated record. Bases 57 to 1976 code for a protein of 639 amino acids. Gene Ontology annotation, biological process: UTP biosynthetic process; CTP biosynthetic process; GTP biosynthetic process.